Molecule: messenger RNA, 764 nt
Organism: Entrophospora sp. SA101
Lineage: Eukaryota; Fungi; Glomeromycota; Glomeromycetes; Entrophosporales; Entrophosporaceae
Source: the annotation of a GenBank genome assembly
AUGUUAUGGAUAGUUACUGGUACACUAGCUAUUUUAUAUAUAUUAAAAAAUGCUGAUCGUAUUGUAGGUUUAGGAGCACCUGAGCCUUUGGCAAGAUUAUAUAGUCGAAAUUAUUAUCGAGCAACAUGGAUUUUGAGUGCUUUGGAUGCUGGUUUUUUAACAGCAAUGUCUAUUCGGCCAAAAAUUUUAAGAGAUAUUAUGUCUCUGGUUUUUUCAAUUUAUUAUUUGGUUUUUGCCGAUCAAGCUGAUGAAAAAAUUCGUCGUAUACGUGCAACAAUUACUGUUGAACAUUUAAGAUGUUCAUUUGAAAAAACCAUGAAUCCAUAUCUGAGAUUUCUGAUCAAAUUAACACAUCCACGUCUUCAAAUAUUUAGAAAAAAAAUAAUCAUUCCACGUCCAAAAAAAAACUCGCAUGGAACAAGACCCGUAAUUGGUUAUUUAUAUUAUUCUGGAAAUGAACAAUCCUUGAAAAAUAAUUGUGACAAAUUAAUAUUAAAUUAUUCUGGUGGUGGAUUCGUUGCAAUGAAUCCUAUAUGUCAUGAGGAUUAUUUAUGUAAUUGGGUAAAAAAAGUUCGAGUUCCUAUUCUUAGUAUCGAUUAUGGAAAAGCUCCUGAAUUUCCUUAUCCAUACGCGUUGGAAGAAUGUUUCGACGCUUAUCAAAGUAUCAUGGAAUCUAAUGGAGAAGUUAUAGGAAUGGCUGGUUGGCAUGAUCAAAAUGGUAAUGAUAAAAAACAAAUCAGCAUUGUUUUAAUUGGUGAUUCAGC